UGCAUUCGCUAGACAGACCGCAGAAAAUUAGCAAAAGCUACAGUCAUGUUCCGAAUUCUCUUUUUUCUUUGCGUCGUUGCCGUCUCCACCCACGGCUAUUUGCUCGGACCAUGGCCAGCUGGUCUCAAAAUGAAAUAUGGAUUUAACCUAUUUGGAAUGGGAUCCAAAGUUUUUAUAGACCUUCCAAGGACUAAUACCUCGGCUGUAGACAAGGGUUGGCAGUCAAUGAACAGACCUCGUCGUCUAUCUGGCUACUGUCCCCUGCAGCUCUGGUGUCCUACCGAUGACUACACAGUGUGCAUACACACUGACGAAACUGGUUACGUUGCUGGAGUACAGAUCGCUAUACCAGUGGCAAAGUUCAACUCGACCUUUGACAUGAAGGAACAAGGUUUUACAGUCUGGACAACCAUCUUUAACUCGAAGAUAGUCAGAUUCUGGGUCACCUCUCUGUACUUCGUGUCACCUGAUCGUCAAGCCAGGAUAGAUUCUCUGGAUGCUGAUAAGGUGUUGCGUGACGAUAACGUGUACUUCAAUAGCUUCAAUGGUGUCAAGGGUAACGUGUCCACCAGUCUCGACAAGCUUAGCAGCCUCUACACCAAACAGGCUUGCAUCGGAUGGUUAGGACGUCAAUACUCUUACAACAUGACAUCUCAAAUGGAAUGUAAAUCUACCACAAUGUCCUCGUGGACACCAAUCUAUUAUUCUGGACAGCUUAUUGGCUUCAGGUUCAUGUGCAUAGGUGAUUUGAAGUUAGACAAGAGUGAUAAAGACACCUUUGAACAUUAUAAACUGAGCAGCAUUAAGUCUGACCUGCCUAAAGCUCCACAAUGUUAUUAUGACGCUGCCAAGCCUACGGGAGCCAUAGCCAUGACCCUGAUCUUCAAUUCCAACUUUGAGCUGAUUACUUGUGUCCUAGAAUGAGGAUAAAUUGUAUCGAAGAAUUGAUCAAUGAAGAAAUAUAUGCUUUGCAUAAGAAAAUCAAACGAAUCAAACGAUAAACAUUUUUAGCAUCAAAAA
Spodoptera exigua (beet armyworm) is the source of this 1020-nucleotide messenger RNA. NCBI's taxonomy places the organism in Eukaryota, Metazoa, Arthropoda, Insecta, Lepidoptera, Noctuidae. The record is from the annotation of a GenBank genome assembly.